Molecule: messenger RNA, 1032 nt
Organism: Ostreobium quekettii
Lineage: Eukaryota; Viridiplantae; Chlorophyta; Ulvophyceae; Bryopsidales; Ostreobiaceae
Source: the annotation of a GenBank genome assembly
AUGAAGCCGGGAUCCCUCAGCCACGGGAGCAGCACCGCCUGGGGCAAGGCCCUGCGCCGGCCCGCCGCCCUCCAGCCGCACCUGCCGCACGUGCGCACGCCGCCCACUCCCCGGCGGGCCCACUGCCCCCCAAUACGCUGCGGCCAAGUUCCAAAGACGCCCUUCGAGGGCUUCGUGGCGCGGCCCCCCAACUCGGAGCUCCACCUGGGCAACGCGUGGUCGCUGGCCCACGCCUGCGAGCUGUCGUACUUGACCCAGGACGAGGUGAGGUCCAUUGCGGAGGGGCGCUGGGGCCUGAAGGGCCUGCUGUGCUACGGCUACGGCGACAACGACGGACCGGACACGCAGUGCUUCGCGGCCGCGGGGCCCGACUUCAUCGUCGUGGCCUUCCGCGGCACGACGAGCAUCACGGACUGGGUGCGCGACCUCAAGGUGUGGAAGCUGCCCGACGGGCCCCUGGGAUGCGAAGCCCACGCGGGAUUCCUCGAGGGCGUCCAGGGAAAGUGGAAGGGGCGGUCGAUCAUUGAUUCGGUGCUGCAGGGCGUUCGCGACCUGGAGAGGCAGUACGGGAAGGAGGAGGGGUUGGCUAUUUACGUGACCGGGCACAGCCUGGGCGGGGCUCUGGCCACCCUUGCGGCCGCCUACAUGCUGGAGGACCCGGAGCUGAGGGACAAGGUGGCGGGGCACUACACCUUUGGCUCGCCCAGAGUGGCCGGCCCGCGGUUCAAGAAGCGGUUCGAGGCGCUGGCGCCCGCGGGCAGGGCGUUGGCGCACCGGUUCCAGAACCGGGAGGACGUGGUGAGUAAGGUGCCGGCGUGGUGGCGGGCCUAUGACCACGUGGGCAGGUGGUGGUACUUGGCGGGCGACGACCAGGUGCUGAUGAGGAACCCCGACCUGUGGACACGGCUCCGAGAUAUCAUUGACAUUGACUGGGAUUUCCAGCCGGAUUUUGUGUACGACCACCAGCUCAGGGCGGAGGGGACGGGAGGGUACAUAGACGGCAUUGAGAAGAAUAUCGUAAGAAGUGCCUGA